This is a messenger RNA of Cynocephalus volans (Philippine flying lemur), 2876 nucleotides long. RefSeq names its product potassium voltage-gated channel subfamily C member 4 (gene KCNC4). Gene Ontology annotation, biological process: protein homooligomerization; potassium ion transmembrane transport. Lineage: Eukaryota; Metazoa; Chordata; Mammalia; Dermoptera; Cynocephalidae. Gene Ontology annotation, cellular component: voltage-gated potassium channel complex; postsynaptic membrane; presynaptic membrane. The transcript has 4 exons. Gene Ontology annotation, molecular function: protein binding; delayed rectifier potassium channel activity. The record is from RefSeq and is a predicted model, not a curated record. The coding region runs from base 1 to 1875 and encodes 624 amino acids.
AUGAUCAGCUCGGUGUGUGUCUCCUCCUACCGCGGGCGUAAGUCGGGGAACAAGCCUCCGUCCAAAACAUGUCUGAAGGAGGAGAUGGCCAAGGGCGCGGCGUCGGAGAAGAUCAUCAUCAACGUGGGCGGCACGCGACAUGAGACCUACCGCAGCACCCUGCGCACCCUACCGGGCACCCGCCUCGCCUGGCUGGCUGAUCCCGACGGCGGGGGCCGGCCCGAGUCCGAUGGCGGAGUUGUGGGCAGCAGCGGCGGCGGGGGCUGCGAGUUCUUCUUCGACCGGCACCCGGGAGUCUUCGCCUACGUGCUCAACUAUUACCGCACGGGCAAGCUGCACUGCCCCGCCGACGUGUGCGGGCCCCUCUUCGAGGAGGAGCUCACCUUCUGGGGCAUCGACGAGACCGACGUGGAGCCUUGCUGCUGGAUGACCUACAGGCAGCACCGCGAUGCCGAGGAGGCGCUAGACAUCUUCGAAAGCCCGGACGCAGGCGGCGGCGGCGGCGCGGGGCCCAGCGACGAGGCCGGCGACGAUGAGCGGGAGCUGGCCCUGCAGCGCUUGGGCCCCCACGAGGGAGGGGCGGGCCCCGGCGCCGGGUCCGGGGGCUGCCGCGGCUGGCAACCCCGCAUGUGGGCACUCUUCGAGGAUCCCUACUCCUCGCGGGCUGCCAGGGUGGUGGCUUUUGCCUCCCUCUUCUUCAUCCUAGUUUCCAUCACCACCUUCUGCCUGGAGACCCAUGAGGCUUUUAACAUUGACCGCAACGUGACAGAGAUCCACCGAGUGGGCAACAUCACCAGCGUGCGCUUCCGGAGGGAGGUGGAGACAGAACCCAUUCUGACCUACAUAGAGGGCGUGUGUGUGCUGUGGUUCACGCUGGAGUUCCUGGUACGCAUCGUGUGCUGCCCCGACACUCUGGACUUCGUCAAGAACCUGCUCAACAUCAUCGACUUUGUGGCCAUCCUGCCCUUCUACCUGGAGGUGGGGCUGAGCGGCCUGUCAUCCAAGGCAGCCCGGGACGUGCUGGGCUUCCUGCGGGUGGUGCGCUUCGUGCGUAUCCUGCGCAUCUUCAAGCUCACGCGCCACUUUGUGGGGCUGCGCGUGCUGGGCCACACGCUCCGUGCCAGCACCAACGAGUUCCUCCUGCUCAUCAUCUUCCUGGCCCUAGGCGUGCUCAUUUUUGCCACCAUGAUCUACUAUGCUGAGCGCAUUGGCGCCAGGCCCUCCGACCCACGAGGCAAUGACCACACCGACUUCAAGAACAUCCCCAUCGGUUUCUGGUGGGCUGUGGUAACCAUGACCACGCUCGGCUAUGGGGACAUGUACCCCAAGACGUGGUCGGGCAUGCUGGUGGGGGCACUGUGUGCUCUGGCUGGCGUUCUCACCAUCGCCAUGCCCGUGCCUGUCAUUGUCAACAACUUCGGCAUGUACUACUCCCUGGCCAUGGCCAAGCAGAAGCUGCCCAAGAAACGCAAGAAGCAUGUGCCACGGCCCGCCCAGCUCGAAUCACCCAUUUACUGCAAGUCAGAGGAGACCUCGCCUCGAGACAGCACCUACAGUGAUGCCAGCCCCCCUGCCCAGGAAGAGGGGAUGGUCGAGAGAAAGAGGACAGACUCUAAGCAGAAUGGGGAUGCCAAUGCGGUGCUAUCAGACGAGGAGGGCGCUGGCCUCACCCAGCCCCUGGCUUCCGCCCCCACCCCCGAGGAGCGCCGUGCCUUGCGACGCUCCGGCACUCGAGACAGAAACAAGAAGGCGGCUGCCUGCUUUCUGCUCAGCGCUGGGGACUAUGCCUGUGCUGAUGGCAGUGUCCGGAAAGAGACCUGCCAAGACGCACUCUCGUCCAACUAUGCCCAGGCUGAAGUCCUCACCCUCUCUUAAAGCGGCACCAACGUGAGAGAGACAGGCAGACAGACAGAAAGCCAGAGGCUUAGGGAAACUCUGGAACCCAGGCAAGAAUCUUUCACUGGCAAAGACUCAGAUAUCGUUGUUUGCACAGGACUGGUGGAAAACCUCUCAUGCAAUCCUCAGGGCCCAGAGUCAUCUGGGUCUGACAUUCUGUUCUACUGUACAUUGAAGAGAUAUAUAUGCACAUAUAGUAUCUAUAUUCAUACAUACUAUACUCUUAUGUGUGUAGUGCACGUGCUAUUGGUGGUCUAUCUUCUUUGUUAGGCUGUGUCUCCCCAAGCCCUUGCCCGAGUUUCCCAUCCCCUUCCCCUUCACUGGUUCCUUGUUUCUGCUGACCAUGUGUGUGGAAUGUCCCAGGAAAAGUGCACCUGGAAACUGCCAGUACAGCUGGGUGGUCCCAGGCUGCUCUCUCUCUUGGGGGUGUUUCCCCAACAGCAGGUGGCCUGUUGAAGUCUGUUGGAGGCCAGACUGCGCCCCCCGCCGGGUCACUGCUCCACUAGCCCCGCCCCACCCCAGAUUGGGGUUCUACCUCCCACCCUACUCCCCAGUUGUGGGUGGACUUCCAGGGGCUCCUCUGCAGCCUCCUCCACUCCCUUCUAUACCCUCUGUCCUUGACUGAGGGGACAUUUUGUCUUUUUUAUUUUUGAUUUUUUUGUUCUGUCUCCUUCAUCUGUUUGUUUUCAAAGAUGCUGCGGGGCAGACAGGCAGGGUAGGGGUCUGUAUGUCCAUCUGGCUCAGGGGUCUGAGAAGCGGAAGCCUCGGGCGAGAGGAGACCAGUUGCAAUACCAUACUUCCUAGCCGGUGGCCAGAGGAUGUGUGCAAUAGCAGAGGCCAGGUGACCCCUUCAGCCUUGGCCUCUGCCCCUCCCUCAGCCCUCCCUCCCAGCUCCUAUCCCUCCCUGUUCCUCCCUGGUGUUGGUCAGUCCUUUUCUAAAGCUAUUUCCUUGUAUGUGUCUGAGGCAUGCCCAGGGUGGG